ACGGUCAUCGCCAAUCCGAAAGCUCGCCGCGCUGAACUCAAAUCUGUUUGAAAGCGCGUGUUGUGCUUGAAUGUGAGGACAAUUGUUCUUCAAAUUUAGUUUUUAAACUGAAAUAUUAACACUUGUCCUACCUGACUCAUCGAAGGAGACGUAAAUAACUGGAAGAUAAUCUUUGAAGAGCUGUCCUUGAUAGAUGCACAGAAUGGAGUCAGUGGUGAGAAAGAGCAACAAGGAAAACACUAAACCAGCAUGUGGCCUGAAAAAACAAGUCAUCAGCAGUAUUGUACCAAAACAGAAAGUGCUAAGUAAAUCUGCACCCCUUCAGUCAAAGAAUGAUCUUAAGGAGGAUAACUCUGGAACAAGAGAGAAGGAAAAGGAUGUUAGACCGAAGACCAAACCUAAUGCUGAUCCUACCAAGCGUAACACACUAAGCCAGGCCUUCCGUACACAGCAGACUGUAAGACACAAGAAACUUGUGGAAGAAGUUCAAAAACCACCCUCUACUGUGUCUGCUGUCCAGAAAUCCAAACCUGGCACGUAUAAGGGUCGUGUAGUACAGUCUAAAAUCGACUGUUUCAGAAAGCCCAGUGCUGAUGUGAAGCCCACAGAAAAGAAAGUGAUUUCAAAACCUGAAUUGCCUAAAAUUCGGUCCAAGUCUGUUACCUCCCUGCCGGCGUCCACUAAACCCAGAGUUAACUCUGCUUUGUCAUCUAGACUGAAAUCUGUCUCUGAUGUCCAGCUGAAUGUUACUGAAAAACCAGUCCAGAAGUCUGUUUCCCAUAGACGGAUUCCUCAAAAGGUCCAAGGUACUGUCUCCCAAGCAGGUGCUUGUGUUCCUCCCCGGUCAGCUCCUUUAGCUACAGGGCGCUCUGCCAUCAGCAAACCAAUCAUUUCAAAGAAGAAAGAGAUGACGGUACAGGUGGAGAAACCCAUAACAGCCAUCACUGAACAGAAAGUCCGCAGGCCUGUCACAAGUACAGUCAGCCAGUACAAAGUGCAAAUAGAGACGGCUGAAGAGAGAAGAGCAAAGCUUGCAGACUGGCUGGCAUCUAAGGGUAAGGCUUUGAAAAGGCCUCCAAUCUCAGAAAAGUCAACAACCUUUACACGAAACCCAAAACCAGCUCCGCAGCCUAAAACUGAACCCAAAGCCACAAUUAGUAUCCAAUCUGAGCCUAUCAUCCAUACUGAGGCUGUAAAACCAACCGCUGCAUUGAAGACUGACAACCAAACUAAUGAUAUUGAAGUCCCUGAUAAUAAAACAGCGUGUUCUAAGAGAUCAAGCAGUAUUAUGAAUACCACACUAGACUUGCUGGACAACAGUGAUAUGGACUUGCCAGUCGACCCAGAGAUAAGGAUGGAGUCGUUGGUGUUGAACUUGUGUGAGAAAUUGGAGGCAAUGGAGACGCCCUCAUUAUGUGAAGAUGGUGUAAAUGUUGACAAAGCUGACGUGGUGGCAGAGAAAAGAACGGAAGUGAAAGUGGAGGAGCAGGAAACAGAUGAAGUGUUUGAAAUUCUGAAAGAGGAGGAACUGGGAGAUGAGGUAGACUCAGAGAGCGACAUUACAGAAGACACUAAGAAGGCAGUCAUAAAGAAUGAGGAUGAUAAUCAGGAACCUGAGAAGAAGCCAUUUGCAAGUGAUGAUGAUGCUGAUGACAGUGAUGAGGAGAUGACCACUCCAGAGAUGCCAGGGGCAUCCGUUGUGAAAUACAAUGUGAAAACCACUCCAUAUCUGCAAAGCGUGAAAAAGAUAAUCGAUUGCGAAACGGCACCAGGCAGUGGCUCGCGACGCAAAAGCACCAUCAAAGAUCUCAAGUUUCUGACGCCUGUGCGGCGCUCAACUCGAAUCCAACGUAAGUCCUCUCGUCUGCCAGGUAUGCUGAACGACCACGAUACUUGCGUCUCCUCAUUGGCUGAGCUGGUGCAGAUGGAAGAUGCAGAUGCUAAUGCGUACAUCUACAGAAAAAACCCAGCACUACUGGAAGACCUGCCUGAUCAGCCUGAAGACUUUGCAAAAGUAUGCAGUUAAGCAGUAUAAGCUGAUGCUGAUGUCACUUUUAAAUUGGACAUUUAUAGCAUGCGUAACACCUACGUUUAAAGUAUUCUAUGUGACACUAUUAAAAUAUUUUAAUAUUUAAGUGUUGUUUGCAUUGGGCUGUUAACUAGAGUAAUCUCUUCACUGCAAUGACUUAACAGCUUAUGGGCGAUAAUUUGAUUUAUAGGCACUAUUAUAAAAAGUUCUCUUCUGUGCUAACAAGGCUAAUGCAGUGUGUGUGUAUAUAUAAAAGAGCUUUUGUAUUAUAUAAAAUUUUAACACAACACUGCUUUGUUCAUUUUAUGAACCUGGAAGUUAAAAAAAUGACGUGGAUGUAAAAAGUAGGAUUUGUUUUGUUGUUGAUUUGUUUAAAAAAAUGAACAAACCAAAGAAUGUGUUGUUUUUCUCACUGUAAUUUCUCUUGAAGAUUUUAUAAUGCUGUCACUUUUGCAGUUGGUACUGUUCAGUUCAUUUUCUUCUUUUGUGUACUUGUGUAUUCUCAACUUUUCUCUACAGUAAAGUCAUUUAAUUAACUUGGCUAAUUUUCUACAGAGGAUUUCAUUCAUCCUUUACUUGUGACCAUGUCUUUUUAAAGACAAGAUGAGCAUUCACUGUAUUUUUGCCAUAAUUUUAAUCACUGAACUGGUGACUGUAAGACUUCUUAAUAAAGAAAAUAUCCGUGCAAUAUAAAUAUCAGU
Messenger RNA from Labeo rohita (rohu), 2730 nucleotides. Its product is annotated as cytoskeleton-associated protein 2. The record is from RefSeq and is a predicted model, not a curated record. Bases 194 to 2026 code for a protein of 610 amino acids. Gene Ontology annotation, cellular component: microtubule cytoskeleton. NCBI's taxonomy places the organism in Eukaryota, Metazoa, Chordata, Actinopteri, Cypriniformes, Cyprinidae. Gene Ontology annotation, biological process: negative regulation of microtubule depolymerization. The transcript has 7 exons.